Molecule: messenger RNA, 258 nt
Organism: Acanthoscelides obtectus
Lineage: Eukaryota; Metazoa; Arthropoda; Insecta; Coleoptera; Chrysomelidae
Source: the annotation of a GenBank genome assembly
AUGAUUGCUGCUAUCAGUCCGGCGGAUUGCAAUUAUGGAGAGACUUUGAGCACGUUGAGGUAUGCUAAUCGGGCUAAAAACAUAAUCAAUCAGCCUACAGUCAACGAGGAUCCAAACGUGAAAUUGAUCAGAGAACUCAGAGACGAGAUCAGCAAACUGAGAGCGCUGAUGUUCUGCGAGCAAAGGUCAGACAUGUUGGCGCAGUUACAUGAAAAAGAAGCUCGUGAAAGGUUCGUUUUUCACCGCUCAAAUUACUAA